Musa acuminata AAA Group (dessert banana) is the source of this 2385-nucleotide messenger RNA. Its product is annotated as F-box protein 7. The coding region runs from base 1250 to 1828 and encodes 192 amino acids. NCBI's taxonomy places the organism in Eukaryota, Viridiplantae, Streptophyta, Magnoliopsida, Zingiberales, Musaceae. The transcript has 11 exons. The record is from RefSeq and is a predicted model, not a curated record.
UCGAGUCGGGGAGUCAAUCCGAACCCGGCUCAAAUUGCCGACCGCUGCCGAUUCCGCUGCCCUUCCUAAACCCUUCCCCGGUGACGCGGCAUCCAUCUCCAUGGCCGCCCUCCGGCAACCUCGCCCUCGUUUCCUUCCUGCCGCAGGACGAUCUCCUUCAUGCCAAGCUGGUCAAAUAUCGCUUUUUGUGUGUCCGCCGCGUUGAUGACCAGAAUCUUUGCGUGUUCGCACCUUCCGAGCGAUCAUCGUCGUCAUCGUCACCUCAAAUGAAGGUGCCUUUCACUUGGGAGCUCCUGCGGCUGAUGAUAAGGAAGGAACUUGGGGCAUUGAAUUCUCGCGCCAUUGUUUUCUCAGGAGCAGGAUCAGAGUGCAAGGAAGACGAUCAAAUCUUCCAUGGUGCUGGUCGUUACAUCGGUUCCCGAAACGCCCAUCCGGCCUAAGAAGCCAGAGGUUUUCUUGGUGCCAGAAUGAGCUUUGGGUGUGUAGGUGACUUUCCAUUGAGGAUCAAAUAUUGCGUUUCUAUACAUUUUAAGGUAGCCUACUGGUUUGCUUUGAGCUCUUCUCAUAACAUCAAGAUUAAAACUAAUUGGAGCCCUUGCAUUUAGCUGUAGAACCAUACUCUUCUUAUUGGAUAAUGCAUCAUAUGAUUAAUCAAUAUACUGUUUUGCAUAUUGAUGAUUUACCUCGUACACUUCAACCGGUAUGCAAGAGGUUUUCUUGGUGCCAGAAUGAGCUUUGGGAUUGAGAAUCAAAUAUUGCAUUUCUAUACAUUUUAAGGUUCAUACUUGUAAUAAGUUGGCUAGCAGACAUAUAAGGGUACAGAUUGCAGAACCAAGCGCUGUUGGUCAAUGUGACAUAUGUGAGAAAUCACCAGCUUUCUUUUUCUGUGUAAUAGAUGGAUCUUCACUUUGCAUGGAAUGUGAUGUAAUUGUGCAUGUGGGAGGCAAAAGAUCCAACGAGCGAUAUCUCUUGUUAAGGCAGAAAAUUGAGUUUUUGGAAGAUAAAAGCUGGUCACUUCGAAGAUCUCAUGCUGCAGCAUCAUGACAACACCGAAGAUAGGUUGGAGAAUAAUAUCGUACUUCAUAAAAAACAAUUUCUUGAAAACAUUAGAGAGAAGAUGGACCGCUGCAGGAUGCCUCCCAUUUCCAUCUCCAAGCUAGACAUAAAUCGUAACAGGCUUGGUCCUACAUUGUUUGACCUUAAUGCAGCCACAUAGAGUACAAGAUCACAUCACUGAUUCCAGCCAGACAUGUCCAUCCCAGUUCCAUCAGAACUUGGCCCAGUCUCUCAUCUGGGAACUGUGCAAUUUAUCGGAACAGAGAGACCUUGGUUAAAUCUUUAUGGGAAUAGGGUCCUGCCUGUUGCUCCCUUUGGAAGCAUCAGCAGUAAACCUUUCAGUGACCCAGCUCUAAUACACCGAUGUUUGCCGGAUGAAUUGCUCUUAGCUAAAUUGGGCAAAUUGCACAUAGUUAGAGGCAGGCGAGUUAGAGAUGAUUUAUUAACUUAUCAAUGCAUCAAAAGUCUCUAUGUUAGCCGAAACACCUACAUUCGUACAGGCGUUGCAGAUUGGGAAGUGACAAAUCCUGUCCAUGCGUUUUCGUCCUGUUCAUGUGGCAUGGCAUUUUUCUGCAGCUUUUUGCGGCUUCCGAAUAAAAGUGAGGUCAAUGAUCAUGGAGAUUACAUGCUUAGAAUUGUGGAAGGUUGGGAAGAAAAUGAGACACAUGAUCCAGAUGUGCCUGCUAUUUCACACAGCAGGGGUUUGACACCCUUUGUAUUUGUUCCAUUUGAAGAGGUACUACUACUGUCUAUAGAAGGUUUUAUUCCCUAAGUUUUCUUGUUAAGCCAUCUCAACAAUGAUGUUGGUAAGGUAAGUAGUUAUUUUUAUUGAGCAUUAUUGUUAAUAACAUAUGAAUGUUCUAAAAAAAGCAGUUUGCCGGCAACUCUGUCACUGCAUUGUGUAACUGUGGUAGACAAUCACAUAUACUGAUGCAUAUAAACUGAAAUAAAGAAAAAAAAUUUAUCUCUAUUGCAAACACAACAUGUCUUUUGCUAUUCAUUAUUGUGAAUUCAGUGUGGCCUGCUCUUUAGUCUAGUGAUUGCAUGGGGGCUCAUCUCUCCUUGUGGAUAUCUCUGCCCUGAGAUGCCCUGCAUCUUCUCUUUCUACAGCUCUAAGAUCAUUGUAAAAUAGCUCAUUUCUAAUGCCAUUUAACUAUAAUCUAUCUACUUAGUUUGAUUAUGCUGAUACUGUUGUUGUACUUGCACACAAAAGUUUGUUAUGCCCUUUUAUUUUGGGAGCUAUGGGUGCAGCAUAGAUUUUUAUGGAUUCAGUAGUGGAAUAAAUUUUGUAAAAGAAUUGUGUUUUCAUUAACAAUUAUGUUUUCAAUC